CCCGGGUCGCCGCCGCUGCCAGACGCCAGACGCGGCCCCGCCCACCCUGCAAACGACCUGGCCCCGCUUCCUGGCCCCGCCCAUAGCUCCCGCCGCGACCCCGCCUAUCUGGACUCGGCUUUGGUCCCGCCCCUGGAAGCCCUAUUUAUUCCGCCCCCAGCACCUACACCGCCAGAACCAGCAGGCUAGUGGCAGUCGGUGCUGCACCUCUUCUUACUCCUCGCGUCACUGCUGCCGCCAUGCCCGGAGGUCUCCUCCUCGGGGACGAGGCUCCCAACUUCGAGGCAAAUACUACCAUCGGCCGCAUCCGUUUCCACGACUAUCUGGGAGACUCAUGGGGCAUUCUCUUCUCCCACCCUCGGGACUUUACCCCAGUGUGUACCACGGAGCUCGGCAGAGCAGCAAAGCUGGCACCAGAAUUUGCCAAGAGAAAUGUUAAGAUGAUUGCUCUUUCCAUAGACAGUGUGGAAGACCAUCUUGCAUGGAGCAAGGAUAUCAACGCUUACAAUGGUGAAGAGCCCACGGAAAAGUUACCUUUUCCCAUCAUUGAUGAUAAGAAUCGGGACCUUGCCAUCCAGUUGGGCAUGCUGGACCCAGCAGAGAGAGACGAGAAGGGCAUGCCUGUGACUGCUCGUGUGGUGUUUAUUUUUGGUCCUGAUAAGAAACUGAAACUGUCCAUCCUCUACCCAGCUACCACUGGCAGGAACUUUGAUGAGAUUCUCAGAGUAAUUAUCUCUCUCCAGCUGACGGCAGAAAAGAGGGUGGCCACCCCGGUUGACUGGAAGAAUGGGGACAGCGUGAUGGUCCUUCCAACCAUCCCUGAAGAGGAAGCCAAAAAACUUUUCCCUAAAGGAGUCUUCACCAAAGAGCUCCCGUCUGGCAAGAAAUACCUCCGCUACACACCCCAGCCAUAGGCUCGCCACGGAGUUGGUUCUGGAGCUGCCCACUUAGCACCAUGAGCCAGAGGAUGCCAGCUGUCCAUCAUGUUUCCCCACAGCAGUCCAUUAAAAACAUUCUGGUAUGAUCACAGCCAAGGUCUUUAGGUUGCUAUACUACUGGCUUAUUAAAUGAAAACAGCACUAAAAAUUCCUGGGGAUCCUUUGUGCCUUCAGCAGCUUUCUCCUUUGUUCAUAUAUCUUCACACUCUCUGCUGACUUUCUUCGAAAUUUGAGACUUAUCUUGGAUCUCUGCAGGGUUUUAUGACCAAGAGGUGGUAUCAGUUUAUGGUUGAAAAAGCCUGCUUUGUUCCAUCAUACUGUGUUGACCAAAAUGUUCAUUUGGCUUUUUAAAACCCGAACGAACGUUUUGGCCAAGCCAAAAAAAUGACUAUCAGGUUUGUUUUUUUUUUUCCUGUGCUCAUCAAAUCUUCUGUUACCCAUUUUGGGAGGGAAUAGAACUUGGGGUUCAACUUCCUCUGUACGUAUCUACGUGUAUAACCUAAGAACUUAGAGUAACCUGGAAGUUCUUCAGUAUUCCAUGUUUUGAUCACAACUGAGGGAAAAAACCUUUUCCAUUCAGUACUUUUCUAGUAGAUAAAUGAAAGAUGAGCCUGGGGAGAGAAUCUUUAAAUAUUUUGCUAUCAAGAAAAUUUUUCAAUAAAUUGCUAUUGAAAAGCUACAGAAAAGGCUCCACUUGCCUGCCAGAGAGGUGUAGCAGAAGGCGUGAGCAACAUGACAGUGCCAGGUGCCUUUUGGAGAAUUUCUGGAUGUCAGUUUGUUCUACGAUGACAUGCAUGUGAAAGGGCCCACCGUGGGAAGAGGGAAGAGGAUGACUGAAAAUGUUUUAUUAUCUAUUCUUGCAGUGGAGGAGGGAGAUGUUUUCUGAAUUUUGCUUCUUAGGGAUCAGCAAAUAAAUCCUUUGUCAAAAACGUGA
This is a messenger RNA of Capra hircus (goat), 1872 nucleotides long. It is a transcript of the gene PRDX6, whose product is annotated as peroxiredoxin 6. The coding region runs from base 240 to 914 and encodes 224 amino acids. Gene Ontology annotation, biological process: cell redox homeostasis; cellular oxidant detoxification. Gene Ontology annotation, molecular function: peroxiredoxin activity. Gene Ontology annotation, cellular component: cytosol; mitochondrion. The record is from RefSeq and is a predicted model, not a curated record. NCBI's taxonomy places the organism in Eukaryota, Metazoa, Chordata, Mammalia, Artiodactyla, Bovidae. The transcript has 5 exons.